AUGGCCAUAUAUUCCCUCUGGAUCUUUGAUAGACACUCAAACUGCAUCUACAGCAGAGAGUGGGACAACAAGUCUAAAAGCAGCCUGGUGAAUGUCAACAAUGCCAAAGACACUGCCAAACUGUUGUUUGGAACGAUUUUUUCCAUGAAGAAUAUAUCACAGAAUCUGAGCAAGCAAAAUAAGCUCAAGAGCUUCUCUACCCUAAGGUUCAAAUGCCAUUUCAAAGAGACGGGAUCUGGACUCAAGUUCUGUUUAUUAACGGAUCCAGAAUUAGAAGAUAUGCAAUUUUUGCUGGAUGAGAUCUAUACUUCUUGUUAUGUCAACCACGUCGUGAAAAACGCGUUGAGCCCUGUGGAUUUUAGAGCCGGUCAGGUGAUUGGUAGUGAGCCCUUCACUAGUGAUAUCGACAGGUUGGUGGUGACCUUACCGUCGUUUUCUACGUAA
This is a messenger RNA of Kuraishia capsulata CBS 1993, 444 nucleotides long. RefSeq lists its product as uncharacterized. Gene Ontology annotation, biological process: endoplasmic reticulum to Golgi vesicle-mediated transport. The record is from RefSeq and is a predicted model, not a curated record. NCBI's taxonomy places the organism in Eukaryota, Fungi, Ascomycota, Pichiomycetes, Pichiales, Pichiaceae. Gene Ontology annotation, cellular component: TRAPP complex. The coding region runs from base 1 to 444 and encodes 147 amino acids. The transcript has 2 exons.